Messenger RNA from Penaeus vannamei (Pacific white shrimp), 472 nucleotides. Lineage: Eukaryota; Metazoa; Arthropoda; Malacostraca; Decapoda; Penaeidae. The record is from RefSeq and is a predicted model, not a curated record.
AUGAUAAGCAAAAAGAACCAUCGCGCGGGCGGAGGGGGGGAGCGUGCGGGGGAACUUUCGUCUUUCCUUCGUGAGAUUUUAUUCGUGUGGAGCGGACACGUUUCGUGCCUCAAGGCCUAAAUAAUGCGUUACGUUGCUGCUUACUGUCUUGCUGCCCUUGGAGGCAAAACUGCCUCAGCCAAGGAUAUUGAGAAGAUCCUCGACUCAGUAGGUGUUGAUUGUGAUGCUGAUGAGGCCAAGAAAGUUGUAUCUGAACUUGAAGGGAAGGACCUCAAGAAUGUAAUUGCCGAAGGUAUGGAGAAACUUGGAUCCAUGCCUGCUGGUGGUGGUGGUGGCGCCCCUGCUGCAGGUGGUGCUGCUCCUGCUGCAGCAGCAGCUGAAGAGAAGAAGCCAGAGAAGGUUGAAGAGCCAGAGGAAGAGUCGGAUGAUGACAUGGGCUUCGGUCUCUUUGAUUAAUAAAAUACCUUCUUGA